GGGCGGUAACUGGGCAGGGUACGGUAGUUAAUUUUAACGAGUUGCUACUCCCCCCGCAUUUAAACUCUCUACCAAAUAACAGUCUGCAGCUGCAUAAAACGGCAAUCAUUUUUAGUCUGUUAUCCGAUUAUUAAUUACUGAAAAUACAGUUCUACAUACAAUCAAUCUUGCCCAGUAUUUGAACCGAAUAUAGGAGCAACAGAGUGUUGUUCUAAAAUUCACUACUUUCCGUGCUAGAUAACUGAUAAAAUGUCUAAAGUCAGAUUACUUGAUAAGCUUGUGCAAGAAAGAGCCGGUGUAGACGGAGCAUCAUCACGGAAUGCCCCUGGUGUAGCGGACCAGGUUCUGUCAGGAAGUGCCUCAUCGAACGAUGAAGAUACAACACCUGACGAAAAACACAUCUUCGAAGUUUUACCUGAUUUACCUGCAGGACCUCUUGAUGUGUACCGGAAAAAUGCUACUUUUGAUUGGAAAGCAAUGAAGGUGGCAUUUGAAGGCGAGGAGUGCAUUCGUUAUCAUUAUAAGAUAUGGAAAACACUUGAGAAGGAUCCACUUUUCCAACAUAGCCAACGACCGCUGACGAUGGAAGAGUCGAGAGCCCUUGUGUUCCGUCAGGUCCAGCAGCUGGUCCGCUAUAACUUCCUGUCUAUGGAAGGCAUCCUAGCAAACCCAGACACCAUCAGUUGGUUCAACAGUGCCGUGUGCCUUUAUGAUGCUGCACUCUCUACCAAGUUUAACCUGAACAAGAAUCUGUUUGGGCAGACAUUGAGAGCCAGCGGGUCCAUGAAGUAUGAAGAUAUUGUGACGAAGAGCGAUGCAUUAGAGAUCAUAGGUUGCUUUGCUUUGACUGAGUUGGCGCACGGGUCCAACACACGAGCCAUGAGAACAACAGCAAAAUACGAUCCUAGUACACGGGAGUUUGUGGUGAACACACCGGACAUAGAAGCUGCCAAGGUCUGGGUCGGUAACCUAGGCAAGUCUGCUACCCAUGCUAUCGUAUACGCCCAGCUCUACACCCAUGACGGCACCUGUCACGGUCUCAACUCCUUCAUAGUGCCCAUCAGGGAUCCCAAAACACUUCUACCCCUCCCUGGGGUGUUUGUAGGGGACCUUGGAGAGAAAUUGGGCCUCCAUGGGUUGGAUAAUGGGUUCGUAUCAUUCCACAAUUUCCGCAUUCCAAGAGAAAACCUGAUCAACAGGACCGGAGAUGUGACAGAGAGUGGCCAAUUUGUCACCCCAUUUAAGGAUCCAAACAAAAGGUUUGGUGCUUCUGUGGGAGCCCUGUCAUCAGGACGAGUUGGUAUCACAAACAUUGGGGUUGGAAAUCUGAAGCUUGCCGUGACCAUCGCUGUGCGCUACUCUGCCGUCAGGAGACAGUUUGGACCCACAGCGGAUGAAGAGUUGCCAGUGCUAGAGUAUCAAAUGCAGCAAUGGCGACUAUUGCCGUAUGUGGCCGGUGCCUUUGUCCUGCAUUACUUCUCAGACAAACUCUUCAAGCACUUGGUGGAAUGUCAGGUGUCCCUCAUGCUUGGUGACAAGAGUGAGAGACAGGCAGAGCUUGGGAAGGAGAUGCAUGCCUUGUCUAGCGCCAGCAAGCCCCUGAGUAGCUGGUUAGCUAGGGACUGCAUACAGGAAUGCAGGGAGGCCUGUGGGGGUCACGGGUACCUGUGGGUGAACAGGUUUGGUGUGUUACGAGAUGACCAUGACCCGAAUUGUACAUAUGAGGGAGACAACAACGUCCUGCUCCAACAGACCAGUAACUACUUGUUAGCUUUGUUUGCCGCUAAAAAAAGAGGUGAGACCAUCUCCUCUCCCAUUGGGACGUUUGAUUUUCUGGACUCCAUGUUUGAGAUCAUCAAGCAGAAGUUCACAGUCCGCAAGCUGGAGGAUGUCAUUAAACCCCAAGUGAUCUUGGGUGCUUACCGUUGGCUGGUUGUCUACCUCCUGCAGGAGAGCUCCCAUAAGCUCCAGCAGGAGCUGAUGAAUGGAAAGGAUGCCUUCAGUGCUCGUAACGACUCCCAGGUCUACUUCUGCAGGACCUUGGCAAUUGCUUUUAUGGAGCAUACACUGCUGGAACAGUUCUGGAAUUAUCUACAGACUGGUGACUUCAUCCCUGAACAGACUGCUGUCCUCACUAAACUCUGUAGUCUGUAUGGUCUCUGGAGUCUAGAGAAACAUAUGGCCACUCUCUAUCAAGGUGGAUAUUUCUCUGGGGCGGAGACCGCUAGGUUGAUCCGGGAUGCCAUCCUCCAUCUCUGCAGGGAUGUUAAGAAUGAUGCGGUCUCUCUGGUUGAUGUUCUGGCUCCUCCUGACUUCAUCCUCAACUCACCCAUAGGCUGUGCUGAUGGUCAGGUUUACAAGCGUCUGUACAACGCCAUUCUGCAGACUCCCAAGUGCCUUGAGAGGCCUGACUGGUGGAAGGAAUUCCUGGACACACCGAUCGUUGGUUCCGCCCCUCCUGCUAAGCUCUGAGCAUCCUGAAGGUGAUGGUCUCAAGGACUUGUGGAAACCAAGAUGAAAAUUUAGAGGAAGAUUGUGAUGGUAGAUUGGCUGGUGCCUGCCUUUAACACAAUUAGACAUAACAAUAGUUCAUAAUCCAUUGCUUACAUGAAUCCGGUGGUUCCUGCAUUAAGCCUAAGAAAAUGUGUGCAUUCAGUAGCCAAUGGGUUAAAAUGAUUUACAUGUAUAAUGUUUUCUGCAAAAUGAUCAUUUAUAUAACUUUUGUUGUAAGUGCAACUCAAAAUACAGUAUGUAACUGAUUUAUUGAAUUGUGCUCCAUGAGUGCUUGCCAAUACUUGGAAUCAUUGCUGCUGUUUAGAAUGCUUAUGAGUGUGGAUAUGAUAAUGCAUUUUAUUUCCUGUUUGCCUAAUGUUGUUAAGAUUGUGAAAAUUAACCUCAAAAUUAUAGGCUUCAACAAUCAUGAUAAUUAGAA
Strongylocentrotus purpuratus (purple sea urchin) is the source of this 2932-nucleotide messenger RNA. RefSeq names its product peroxisomal acyl-coenzyme A oxidase 3. Gene Ontology annotation, cellular component: peroxisome. The transcript is spliced from 15 exons. Gene Ontology annotation, molecular function: FAD binding; fatty acid binding; pristanoyl-CoA oxidase activity. The record is from RefSeq and is a predicted model, not a curated record. The coding region runs from base 250 to 2472 and encodes 740 amino acids. Gene Ontology annotation, biological process: lipid homeostasis; fatty acid beta-oxidation using acyl-CoA oxidase. Lineage: Eukaryota; Metazoa; Echinodermata; Echinoidea; Camarodonta; Strongylocentrotidae.